CUGGCCUUCCUUGGCCUGGGGAACAUCACGGAAAAGGACAUCCCCCACCGCACGAAGCUGACAGAGCUGAUCUUCGCCCGCUUCCGCGAGAAGUGCGAGAUUAUGGCCGAUGAUUUGCGUAACGCGACGGGCCGUAUCUCCUUCACGAUGGACAUUUGGUCGCGCGGCAAUCUCCAGCCGUAUAUGGCCGUCACGGCGCACUACAUGACGCGGGACGACACC
Messenger RNA from Schizophyllum commune H4-8, 222 nucleotides. RefSeq lists its product as uncharacterized. The annotation marks the transcript as partial. The record is from RefSeq and is a predicted model, not a curated record. NCBI's taxonomy places the organism in Eukaryota, Fungi, Basidiomycota, Agaricomycetes, Agaricales, Schizophyllaceae. The transcript is spliced from 2 exons.